Molecule: messenger RNA, 353 nt
Organism: Schistocerca gregaria
Lineage: Eukaryota; Metazoa; Arthropoda; Insecta; Orthoptera; Acrididae
Exons: 3
Coding region: 5-331 (108 amino acids)
Source: RefSeq, a predicted model, not a curated record
GCAGAUGGACCCAGCGACCAUUAGAGUGCUGCAAUGUGAGGAAGGUAUCAUGAGGAAAAUUGUUUUGGUCUCAGCAAACCUUCCUUACGAAGACAGCUCUCCUCCUCCUCCUUUGGAGGUGAGGAGACUGGGAGAGGCUUGCCAUCGGCAAGGUGACCAACUGUUGGUGGGAUGUGAUGCCAAUGCCCACAACCUAGUGUGGGGCAGCAAUGACACCAACAGUAGAGAAAUAUUGCAGCCUUACAACCAGGCCAAAACACUGCCUGUAUUUAUGAUGGAAAAUGGUGGAUUGGUAAUUUCUCUGAAGUUUCAGAUGAAGAACAUGAUAUAACACAUUUCAGCAACAGAAUUAA